UACCCAGCGGGGCAGGCUGGGAAAGGCAAGUCGUAAAUCCGGGUAAUGGAGGCUGACUGUUUUACUUCGUCUCCUCUCUCGGGUGCCAGCCGGCUUUGGAGGCUCAGCAACUUGAUCAUGGCCGUCUUCUUCGGGCUGGCUGGAGCCGUUCAGAUCAAUGACCCUGAUCCUGGACUUUGGAUAGUUGUGUACUCUGUGCCAGCAAGUCUUGCACUGGUAGUAAGCCUUAAUCCAUCAGUCACAGAUAACAUUCUGUGGAGAAGUAUAUCAGAUCUACAUUCAGCUGCUUGUGUCGUGGGUUCUGCUGUGUUGGGAUAUGCCUUGGUUACUACUGCUCAAAAUAACAUCUUGCACGAGGAAGAAGGCAGGGAGUUAUUUGGUCUGGUGAUUGUUACUGCCUGGAUGAGCCUUUGUCGUAAUUCAGCCAAAAAUUCCCUGGGUGGAUUUCAUUUGGUCGUUGCAAUUUUCCUCUGUCUUUCUCCUUUUGUAAUGUGGUUAUACAUCUAUGUGAAUACAGAAAUGCGAGCAUCAUGGCCAUCUCACUGUAAAACUGUUAUUUAAAAUAAUGGAAAGCAUAAAGUGUUUUCAUUACUUCAGAGGUUAUUUCUCUACUGAUGCCAAAUGAACAGGAACCACAAUUAAGGCUAAUUACUUCCCAUGAAGACCAGUUUCUCUAAAGUACUUCUGAAGACUGACAAUCCAGAAAACUGAACUCUGGAUUAUGACCUUUGUUUUCAACUGCUUUAAGGCCAGUUGUUUCAUGAUUUCCAUUUUAUUUGUGUGCUCUUGAUACAUGCAAGGGGUUGGGCUGAAUAAAUCAAAGUGCCUCUGAGCCUCAUGUUGAAGCCACAGGACUGUAGCCAGACAUUACUGGAAGAACUAUAUGUUUUAUGUAAUUAUGAAAUGUAAAUAAAUAUAUUAAUAAUUUGAUAAA
Molecule: messenger RNA, 934 nt
Organism: Pantherophis guttatus
Lineage: Eukaryota; Metazoa; Chordata; Lepidosauria; Squamata; Colubridae
Gene: TMEM220
Product: transmembrane protein 220
Source: RefSeq, a predicted model, not a curated record